Ceutorhynchus assimilis (cabbage seed weevil) is the source of this 1575-nucleotide messenger RNA. The record is from the annotation of a GenBank genome assembly. NCBI's taxonomy places the organism in Eukaryota, Metazoa, Arthropoda, Insecta, Coleoptera, Curculionidae.
GAGCCGCUUUCCAGUAUGCACAUUGGCGCGCUCCAGAGCACCUCGGGGGCGCCACGCACUAGAUUUGUACCGUUCCAGUAUCAUGACGUGAGACGCCCGUCUUAGUGUCAAAUAUGUCAAAUUUUAAAAAUAAUUAUCUGUUUGUUUGUGCAGUUUGUUUUUUUAUUUAUCAUAAAUGAAAGAUAAUCAAAACUAUAUUUUUUAAAAAGUUCAAUCUUGAGAUAUAACAAGAAAUAAAUAAAUAAAUAGCCACCCACGGAUGUGACAGCUGACAAGUUGACGCGUACGUACAGCUCGGGGGCUCAACGCCCCGAGUAGCUCUGGGCGUCAAACUCCCAUACUGGAAAGCGGCUCUUGUAUGCACAUUGGCGCGCUCUAGAGCACCUCGGGGGCGCCACGCACUAAAUUUGUACCGUUCCAGUAUCAUGGCGUGAGACGCCUGUCUUAGUGUCAAAUAUGUCAAAUUUUAAAAAUAAUUAUCUGUUUGUUUGUGCAGUUUGUUUUUUUAUUUAUCAAAAAUAAAAGAGAAUCAAAACUAUAUAUUUUAAAAUGUUCAAUCUUGAGAUAUAACAAGAAAUAAAUAGAUAAAUAGCCACCCACGGAUGUGACAGCUGAUAGGUUGACGCCUACGUACAGCUCGGGACCUCAACGCCCCGAGUAGCUCCGGGCGUCACACUCUCAUACUGGAAAGCGGCUCGAAAGCGUUCUUUUCUGGGAGUUACUCCGAACGAAUAGUUCCGGAGCUAUGUAACUCCGAACAAGAACUCACUCUAAAAUUUGGUAUAUUUUUCAUGUUUUUCUCAUCCUUAUUGGUUAAUAUACAAGUAAUUAUGGUUUUCUCGUCAUUAUAAACCUAUUGAAUGGAGAAAGACAUUCCAUUUAUGUUUAAAGAGAGAUUUGAAAAACGAGCUGUAAAUUCUAACCUCACUAUUCUAACUUUAACCUAAAAUUUUUAUUUUUGACUCCUUUACAUUUAUUUUCUCUUUAUUUUCAUGUAAAAACAUUGCAAUUUAUGGUGUAACUAGUAUAUAUUCUCAAUUUAUACAAAAAAUGUCCUUUACAGCCGAGGAACUUGAGCUGGCACCCAAAAAAUACGAAUAUUUGGACCAUACAGCUGAUGUACAGCUUCACAGUUGGGGCGAUACCCUUAAAGAAGCCUUUGAACAAUGCGGCAUAUCGAUGUUCGGCUACAUGACCGAACUAGAAUCAAUAGAAAUAAAACAGUGCGAAGAAAUUGAAGCCACAGGCGACGACCUGGAAGGCCUCUUGUUCCACUUCUUGGACGAACUCUUAUUUUUAUUCAGUUGCGAUCCUUUUCUGAUUUGUAGUAAGCUUGUUAUAACCCAGUUUGAAACUGGAGAAGAGUUUAGAAUUAAGUGUAAAUGCUAUGGGGAAGAGUUUCAAAUAGGCAAGCAUCCACAAGGUACUGAAGUAAAAGCUAUCACUUAUUCUGCUAUGCAUAUUGUUAAUGAACCUGAUAAAAGAAAGGAGCUAUUUGUGAUUAUUGAUAUUUGAGGAAUUAUGGUUUACACAAUUAGUUAUAUACAGGGUGGUCCUUCGGGAAUGACAUCGAUU